GUGAGCUGCAAACAGACAAAUAGCAGUCGCUACUGUGUGGAAAAAAAAGGAAUGGAGUGAGUGAAUGAGAGCAAGCGAGGACGAGUAACUGGAAGGUGAGCCGUGAGAAGGACAGUCAGCGUCAGCGGGGCUGAAGAGGAGAUCCUAAACUGCCUCCUACCUUGGAUAUGAAACUGAUAUAUGAACUUUCCAAUGUGUUUCUGUGUUGACGUGGAUGGUUUUACCACCUAGCUGGACAUGAACACUUUGUCCAAGGCAACAGUGAGCUAUGUUAUUCUUAUGAGUUAAGGUAUUUCCAGAAACGGAAACAGAACUUGUUGGCCUGUUUGGUCUGUACAGUCAUCAGCUCCAUGCAAAGAUUUCACAAGAGCUGAGUUUUAAAAUAGGCCUAUACUAAAUCCUGGAAAAUGAAACAUCAUGGGUUCUCUUUGCAGAUACAACUUGCACAAAGCUAUAUGGAAAUUAUUGAGAAACUACAAGAAAUAGUUGUGUUUAACUGACUAUUUAUUUUUAACUUAAACCAGAACAAAGUUGCCAAAGUCCAGCCGGCUCUUCCUGCAGGACUCACAGGUUUGGAUUUUAGAAAACUACUUAACUAAAUGAUUAUUUAAUUGAACAAAGCAGAAAGACCAGACACAGGAAGUGGAACUGCCUCUAACAUUUUAAUGAUGGAGAGAAACUAAAGUGCUGACACAGUGAACCCGCCGAUCAUCAGCUGAUGGAGAGGAAGGAGGAGGUGAAGUGUAGCGGAGAGGCCAUGUCUCUGCCGGCCAGCCUGAGCUGGUUGCAGGGCGCCGGGGGAGCAGAGGGGGAGGCAGCACUGGCCACGCUGGAGAAACAGCUGAUCUGUCCUAUCUGUCUAGAGCUGUUCAACAAACCGGUGGUCAUCCUGCCCUGCCAGCACAACUUGUGCAGAAAGUGUGCCAACGAGCUCUACCAGCCCUCCCUGUUCCAGGCCCGCACCACCAUGCAGGUGAACAGUGGGCGUUUCCGCUGUCCGUCCUGCAGACAUGAGGUGGUGCUGGACCGCCACGGUGUCUACGGCCUGCCGCGGAACCUGCUAGUUGAGAACAUCAUCGACGUCUACAAACAGGAAGUCCGCAACAACAGCAACGCCACAAGCCCCCGCCCUCUUCCUCCACCUUCUGUUCAGCUAACGUGUUCAGACCAUGAGGGCGAGAAGGUGAACAUCUACUGCCUCACCUGUCAGCGUCCUACAUGUUCUCUCUGUAAAGUGUUUGGGGCUCAUCACGCCUGCCAGGUGGCCCCUCUGACAGACAUCUGGCACCAGCAGAAGGAUGAGCUGAAUGAAGCAGUCAGCUCUCUGGCGGCGGUUAACGACAAAGUCCAGACUUUGAUAAAUGAGCUGGAGGAGACGUGCAGAAACGUGGAGGAGAACUGUAAGACCCAGAAACAAAGUGUGGGUGAGAAGUUCAAUCGAGUGUUUUCCAUCCUGGAGGAGAGACAGAAGGCGAUGAUGCAGCGAAUCAGCACUGAGCAGGAAGAGAAGACAGGCCACGCCCAGGAGCUGAUGCGUUGCUAUGGAGACAGCGUGGAGGCCAACAGCAAACUAGUGGAGCGAGCAGUGAGCAGCAUGGAGGAGCCCGACAUGGCUGCUUUUGUUCAGAAUUCCAAAGAGCUGAUCACAGAAGUGAUAGCAGCAAGCUCCUGUCCAGGUGAGACUCUUAAACCAGGCUGUGAGAGUUUGAGCCACUACAGAUUUGACUUCAGCAGACAGGAGAAAGCUCUGAAGAGCAUUGACUUCCUCAAAGUUGUGGAAGAGGUUCCUGAAGAAGCAGAGGUUGAAGAGGAGCCAGAGGGACCCAAAGAGGACUCUGUCCAGAACGUGGAACCAGAACAGCAUCAGGAAACCUCGGCCCAGAACCUGGACCCUGGUGUAGAAGCAGUUUUAGAGCUAGUAUCCCCACCAGAGGAACUGGCUGCAGUGACACUCCCGGUGAGUUACACUGUGGAGCCUGCAGCUGCGCUUCUGCAGCCAGAGACUGACGACCUGGAUGUGGCUGAUGGAGGAUCUGGUCUGUUGAACUGGGGUGUUGGACUGGGGAUGGAAAUGGGACUGAGUACCCAAAAAGAUGCUAGAAAGAAUAGCUGCGGAUGCGGGGAAGAGCCCAUAGAGAAUGCCUGUCUACAGGGCCCAGAAUUCUGUGCCGCGCCCCUGCUGAUGAAGAAAGAGGAGGCGGAGAAAGAGGAGGCGGAGGGACAUGCAGCUCCUGAUCCUGUUAAAGAGGGAAACGUCUGUGAAGAGCACGAGGGAAUGAGCACAGUACAGGCUGUCACUCUGCUCUUCUACCUGUUGGCCUUCCUGGUCAUCCUGCAGAGGGUUUGGGCUUACAUCGGCUGCUUCAUUAGCACAUAACCCCAGCAGGAGACACAUCCACCCUCACUGCUGCACAGUUCAGCUGGAGACUGAGACAAAGAGUCCAGCUCGGACCGGUCCUCCUCCCUCCUCCUCUUCCUCGUCUUUCACCCUCUGCGAGGUUCCUCAUCGACCCAGUUUCUGCUUCUCCUGGCUGAACUCUGUCCACAAGAAGUAGAGGAAAGAGAGAAGAGAAGAUGUUUUGUUGAGGAGAGAAAACCGAAAAGAUGCACUCCAGAGUCCGAUUUGUUACCCCCAGCGCUAUCCUGAGACUGAAAACAUACGUGCACUUGGAUUCAACUUACAGCAGUUUUAUCAACAGGCUCUGUUGUGUUCUGAAUAUUCAUCCAGUUUAAAACAAAUUAGGACAAGAUAGGAAUAGAUCUGUGUGCCUGAAGGGGAAAACACUGACUCUGUUGUGCUCUUAUUUUGAAACUGUAUUGAGAAGAAGCUGUUGCCCUUCACAGCAGAACAGGUUUUUAAGACAUAGUGUCGAGGAAAUAGUGUAAGUAUUGUAUCAUUGUGCUGGCUAUAGUUGUGGUAGUACCAGUAGUCAGUGGUGGAACUUAUCUAAGUAGGCCCAUAAUUACUCGAGUACUGUACUUGAGUACAAUUUAUUGCUCCUUUAUACUCU
This is a messenger RNA of Etheostoma cragini (Arkansas darter), 3011 nucleotides long. It is a transcript of the gene trim101, whose product is annotated as tripartite motif containing 101. The record is from RefSeq and is a predicted model, not a curated record. The coding region runs from base 719 to 2377 and encodes 552 amino acids. NCBI's taxonomy places the organism in Eukaryota, Metazoa, Chordata, Actinopteri, Perciformes, Percidae. Gene Ontology annotation, molecular function: zinc ion binding. The transcript has 12 exons.